Messenger RNA from Phaethon lepturus (White-tailed tropicbird), 1911 nucleotides. Its product is annotated as neurofilament heavy polypeptide-like. The record is from RefSeq and is a predicted model, not a curated record. Gene Ontology annotation, biological process: axon development. Gene Ontology annotation, molecular function: structural constituent of postsynaptic intermediate filament cytoskeleton. Gene Ontology annotation, cellular component: neurofilament; axon. NCBI's taxonomy places the organism in Eukaryota, Metazoa, Chordata, Aves, Phaethontiformes, Phaethontidae.
GUGAACACGGAUGCCAUCCGCUUGGCCCAGGAGGAGAUCUGCGAGUACCGCCGCCAGCUCCAGUCCAAGACCACCGAGCUCGAAGCCCUCAAAGGGACCCAGGAGUCACUGGAGAGGCAGAGGCAGGACUCAGAGGAGCGCCAUCAUGCAGAUGUCCUCUCCUACCAGGAAACCAUCCAGCAGCUUGAGGGUGAGCUGAGGAACACCAAGUGGGAGAUGGCAGCUCAGCUCCGGGAGUACCAGGAUCUGCUCAACGUCAAAAUGGCUCUGGACAUUGAAAUUGCUGCCUACAGAAAGCUCUUGGAAGGGGAGGAAUAUCGGCUUGAGUCUGGCUUUGGGAUGAUCUCCUUCCCUGAGGUGGUCCCCAAGGCUCCCAGCAUCACCACCAACAUCAAGGUGAAGAGUGAGGAGAAGAUCAAGGUAGUGGAAAAAUCUGAGAAGGAGACAGUGAUUGUGGAGGAGCAGACAGAGGAAAUCCAGGUGACCGAGGAGGUCACAGAGGAGGAGGAAGCUGAGAAAGCAGCUGAAGAGGAGGAGAAGGAAGAGGAGAAAGCUGAAGUAGAGGGUGAAGAGGAGGCCAAGUCUCCUGCAAAAGACGAGGCCAAGUCCCCAGAAAAACCAGAGUCCCCCUCAAAGGAGGAGGCCAAGACCCCAGCUGUCAAGUCCCCUGAAAAGCCACCAACCCCCUCAAAAGAAGAGGCUAAGAGCCCCGUUGUGAAGUCCCCAGAGAAGCCUACACCCCCCUCAAAGGAGGAGGCCAAGAGCCCAGCUGUCAAGUCCCCUGAAAAGCCACCAACCCCCUCAAAAGAAGAGGCUAAGAGCCCCGUUGUGAAGUCCCCAGAGAAGCCUACACCCCCCUCAAAGGAGGAGGCCAAGAGCCCGGCUGCAAAGUCUCCUGAGAAACCCCCAACCCCCUCAAAAGAGGCAGCCAAGAGCCCAGCUGUCAAAUCCCCAGAAAAGCCCCCAACCCCUUCAAAGGAGGAGGCCAAGGCCCUGGUGGUGAAGUCCCCAGAGAAACCUGCAACCCCCUCAAAAGAGGAGGCCAAGAGUCUGGCUGUCAAGUCCCCAGAGAAACCUGCAACCCCUUCGAAGGAGGAAGUCAAAACUCCAACUGUCAAAUCCCCAGAAAAGCCCCCAACCCCCUCAAAGGAGGAGGCCAAGGCCCCUGUGGUAAAGUCCCCAGAGAAACCGAAGUCCCCGGAAAAGAAGGCGCCUAAGAACCCCGAGGCAAAGUCCCCAGAGAAACCGAAGUCCCCCUCAAAGGAGGAGGCCAAGAGCCCAGCUGUCAAGUCCCCAGAGAAACCUGCACCCCCCUCAAAGGAGGAGAUCAAAAUUCCAUCUGUCAAGUCCCCAGAAAAACCCCCAACCCCCUCAAAGGAGGAGGCCAAGACCCCAACCGUGAAGUCCCCAGAGAAAGUCAUAUCUCCUAUGAAGGAGGCCAAGUCUCCACAGAAAGAAGCAGCCCCGGCCAAGGAGCCAAAAGCUCCUGCAAAGGAAGAGCAGCCCAAGGAGGCAAAGGCUCCCCCCAAACCAGGAGCUGAGGAGGGCAGGAGGGAGGAAGGUCCCAAGAAGGAUGUCCCAGCCAAGGUGGAGGAGAAGCCCAAAGAGAAGGUGGCUCCUGUGCCAGAGCCUCCAGCCCCACAGGUGAAGGAAACCACCAAGCCAGGCCCCAGAGCUGCAGAAGAAGGAAAGGCUGAGAAGGAAGCUCCCCCAAAACCACAGCAGGAGGUCAGCAAAGCAGCUGAGAAACAAAAGGCCGAGGAGCCCAUGAAGGAGAAGGCGGAGGAGCCCAAAGCUAAAGCAAAACCCAAAGAUGAGCCCAAAGCCAGUAAAGAGCCCCCCAGGGCUGAGGCCCCCUCCAGCAAGGAGGGCAAAGCCCCGGAGCCAGCCCCUGCCAUGGGGAAGAAGUGA